AUGGAAGCCGCCGGGCCCCGGUACACGCUCUACAGCUACUUCCGCUCCUCGUGCUCGGCUCGCCUGCGCAUCGUCCUCAACCUCAAGGGCAUCCCGUACGACCUCGUCCCCGUCAACCUCCUCAAGGAUGAGCAGCUCUCGGCCUCGCACCGGGCUUUGAACCCCUCGGCCACGGUCCCGCUCUUGGUCUCGGGCGACGACGGGCUGAAGAUCGGCCAGUCGGUCGCCGCCAUCGAGUACCUCGACGAGGUCCAUCCGACGACGCCCAUGCUUCCGCCAAGCAGCGAACCCGAGGCCCGCGCCGUCGUCCGCACGCUGGCCGCCAUCAUCGCCUGCGACACGCAGCCCGUCACCAACCUACGCAUCAUGCGUCGCGUCCGCGCCCUCUCCGGCAACGCCGAGGACUGGAACCGGGACCUCAUGACGGAUGGCCUGCGUGCCUACGAGGCUGUGGCCAAGGAGCACGCGGGCAAGUACUCGUACGGAGAUUGCAUCACCGUGGCGGAUGCGUGCCUGCUGCCUGCCGUAUGGAACGCCGAGCGCUUCGGCGUCGACCUGACGGCCUUUCCCACCAUCGCCAAGGUCGUCGCCAACUUGGACAAGCAUCCGGAAGUCAAGCGAGCGCAUUACUUUCGGCAGCCCGACACGCCGGAGGAGCUGCGGAUCGAAUAG
Molecule: messenger RNA, 672 nt
Organism: Drechmeria coniospora
Lineage: Eukaryota; Fungi; Ascomycota; Sordariomycetes; Hypocreales; Ophiocordycipitaceae
Product: maleylacetoacetate isomerase
Exons: 1
Coding region: 1-672 (223 amino acids)
Biological process (GO): L-phenylalanine catabolic process; glutathione metabolic process
Cellular component (GO): cytoplasm; mitochondrion
Molecular function (GO): glutathione transferase activity; maleylacetoacetate isomerase activity
Source: RefSeq, a predicted model, not a curated record